AGGUGGAUUGAGGGGAAUUAAAGUUGGUAAACAUUAGAACAAGAUUUACUAAGUAGAGAUUUAAUCUUAAGUGACUUAGAGAAUUUAUAGUGGUUUCGCAUUCAGAUCACGUAGGGAUAAUUAAGUGACGGUCAAUUUUUGUUCUACGGCCCGCUUCUUGGCCGAUCCGUACCCGUUGUGGGUGCAUCCCAAUGUCUGGGAUCAUCAUCAUUACCACCAUCGCUCGCAUUGUCAUCGUCUGCAACGGAGCAGGCUGUAGUCUGUCUGCGACACCAGGCUCGGCAUGCGUCCGCCUUACGAUGAUUUUGACUCUCCGAGCCCGGAGGACGUGCCGCCGAGGCGGACCCGUCGGCGAUUGAUCUUCACCCUGCCUGGGGAAAACACCGCAGAACCCUGGAGCGAGCCCACGGCACGCCAUGGCCAGCACAGCAGCGGCCCGCUGUUCGCCGCCAACGAAGUCAGCGGCGACAGCAGGAAACGCAGCGGCGACUACGCGACGUACCUGGCCGAAAUGGCGCCGGCGGCCGGCGCGAAGCGCCAGCGCAUCUCGGAAGACUACGGUCACCUCCAGGAUAAGUGCAUAAUGUGCCGUUUCCUGGACGUGCUGGCGAGGUGCUACAACUGGGCCUGCGUCAGCCUUCUAGCGUGGCUCUACUUCAGGUGGUUCAGCUGAAGCGGCACUGGGUGUGCUGCAGUGGUGCGGCCCGCUCUCGGCAGUCGAGCCGCUCCCAAAGAGCCGCGCCCCCGAGAACAAACCGU
Dermacentor andersoni is the source of this 759-nucleotide messenger RNA. RefSeq lists its product as uncharacterized. Lineage: Eukaryota; Metazoa; Arthropoda; Arachnida; Ixodida; Ixodidae. The record is from RefSeq and is a predicted model, not a curated record.